Messenger RNA from Arabidopsis arenosa, 1794 nucleotides. NCBI's taxonomy places the organism in Eukaryota, Viridiplantae, Streptophyta, Magnoliopsida, Brassicales, Brassicaceae. The record is from the annotation of a GenBank genome assembly.
AAAUUAGUCAAGUUACAGAGAAACAAAAUCCAGAUAGAUUCUAAUCAACAACACAUCUCAAGAAAAAAGAUGGCUUCAGUGAAUUCUCGAAGUGGUUUCUGUAACUCAAACUCAACAUUCUACAGCAAACGAACACCAAUACCACUCCCGCCAAACCCAUCACUCGACGUCACUACUUUCAUAUCUUCACAAGCUCAUCGCGGACGUAUCGCCUUCAUCGACGCUUCCACAGGUCAAAACCUCACCUUCUCCGAGUUAUGGCGUGCCGUGGAAUCCGUCGCCGAUUGUCUCUCCAACAUGGGGAUUCGCAAAGGCCACGUCGUCCUCCUCCUCUCUCCAAACUCAAUUUUAUUCCCCGUCGUUUGUCUCUCCGUCAUGUCACUCGGCGCAAUCAUCACCACCACGAAUCCUCUCAACACUCCAAACGAAAUCGCUAAACAGAUUAAGGACUCAAAUCCAGUCCUCGCCUUCACCACCUCGCAGCUCCUCCCGAAAAUCGCCGCCGCAGCAGCAAAGCUCCCUAUCGUGCUCAUGGACGAGGAACGAGUUGACUCAGUGGGAAAAGUGAGAAGAUUGGUGGAGAUGAUGAAGAAGAAACCGAGUGGGAACCGAGUCAAGGAGCAAGUUGACCAGGAUGAUACGGCGACUUUGCUUUACUCUUCAGGAACCACGGGAAUGAGCAAAGGAGUGAUCUCGUCUCACCGUAACUUAAUCGCGAUGGUUCAAACCAUCGUGAAUCGAUUUGGAUCUGAUGAUGGAUCACAAGGAGAGCAACGAUUCAUCUGCACCGUUCCUAUGUUUCAUAUCUACGGCUUAGCUGCGUUCGCUACUGGAUUACUCGCUUACGGAUCUACGAUCAUCGUUCUCUCCAAAUUCGAGAUGCACGAGAUGAUGUCAUCGAUUGGUAAGUAUCAAGCCACGUGUUUGCCUCUCGUGCCUCCGAUUCUUGUGGCGAUGGUCAACGGUGCAGAUCAGAUUAAGGCUAAGUAUGAUUUGAGCUCUCUGCAUACGGUUUUAUGCGGCGGAGCUCCGUUGAGUAAGGAAGUGACUGAAGGAUUCGCGGAGAAGUAUCCGACGGUUAAGAUUUUGCAAGGUUAUGGGUUGACUGAGUCAACGGGUAUAGGAGCUUCUACGGAUACUGUUGAGGAAAGUCGGAGAUACGGUACCGCCGGGAAAUUGUCGGCAAGUAUGGAAGGGAGGAUUGUGGAUCCGGUUACUGGUCAGAUUCUUGGACCGAACCAAACCGGUGAGCUUUGGCUUAAGGGUCCUUCCAUAAUGAAAGGUUAUUUCAGCAAUGAGGAAGCUACGAGUUCGACUCUUGAUUCUGAGGAAUGGUUAAGAACUGGAGAUCUUUGUUAUAUCGAUGAAGAUGGAUUCAUAUUCGUUGUUGAUCGGUUAAAGGAACUGAUCAAGUACAAGGGUUACCAGGUUGCUCCAGCUGAGCUAGAGGCUUUGCUGCUCACUCAUCCUGAAAUCACUGAUGCCGCAGUGAUCCCGUUUCCGGACAAAGAAGUGGGGCAAUUUCCAAUGGCAUACGUCGUAAGGAAAACUGGGAGCAGUUUAUCAGAGAAGUCGAUAAUGGAGUUUGUGGCGAAACAAGUAGCACCAUACAAGAGGAUACGAAAAGUUGCUUUCGUAUCUUCCAUACCAAAGAACCCUUCAGGAAAGAUUCUACGCAAGGAUCUUAUCAAGCUAGCAACUUCCAACUCCAAGCUUUGAAAUUGUUAUGAGAGCCAAUCUCCAUGUAUUAUUAUUUUUUGUGCUGUAUACCUGUAGUAAAUCUGUUACCAUUGU